Messenger RNA from Paramecium sonneborni, 1643 nucleotides. The record is from the annotation of a GenBank genome assembly. Lineage: Eukaryota; Ciliophora; Oligohymenophorea; Peniculida; Parameciidae.
AUGGGUAUAUGUGGUAGUAAAGUUCGAUCUAAACAUGCCAAGUUGUCUGAAAUUAGAAAAUUUUCAAAAUUAAACAUUCAUUAAUUCUAUCGUUUCUCAUAAAUAUUGGGAAGCGGUAGUUUUGGAACAGUUAAACUAGCGUUUAGUAUGGAAUAAGAAAAGAACGGUUUAGAGACAAAAAGUUAUGCAGUAAAAUCAAUAGAUAAGGUAUUAAAAUAAAAUGAAUUUAGCAUCGUAUAGGGAAUAGAUUGCAUUUAAUCUAAAGAGAAUUAGAAAUAUUAAUUUAAUUAGAUCAUCCAAAUAUAAUAAGAGUAUAUGAGACAUUUGAAGAUUUAAGAUAUUAUCAUUUUGUAAUGGAGUAUUGUAGAGGAGGAGAAUUAUUUGAGAGAAUAGUAAAGAAAGGUGUAUUUUCAGAGAGAAGAUGUUGUAUAAUAAUGAAAUAGUUAUUUUCAGCAGUUCAUUAUAUGCAUUAAUAGGGAGUAACUCAUAGAGAUUUGAAACCUGAAAAUUUAAUGCUUGUUUCACCAGAUGAUGAUUUUGAUAUAAGAAUAAUAGAUUUUGGAUUAAGUAAGAAAUAUCCUCCACCAUAAUCAACAAAUUAAGGUAGAUCUUAAGUUAGAUAAUAAACUAAAGUUGGAACUCCUAUUUAUGUUGCACCUGAAGUUUUAUUAGGUAAAUAUUCAUAAACAUGUGAUGAAUGGUCUUUAGGAUGUAUAAUGUAUGUUUUAUUGUGUGGAGAACCUCCUUUUUUUAGUAAUAACAUUAAAAUAUUGGAAGAUAAAAUUUAAAAUAAAGAAGUUUAAUUUAAUGAAAAAGUUUGGGGAUAAAUAUCUAAUGAUGCUAAAUAACUCUUAAUUAAGUUACUUGAUAAAAAUCCAAAAAAACGUAUCACUUGUGCUUAAGCAUUAUAAUCUUAAUGGAUUUAUUAUAAUACAACUUAGAUAUCUCUUAGGAUGGAAUCUAUUCCUAAUAAUAAUGAACAUGAAAAUGAAAAAACUAUUCGUCUUUUAAAAACUUAUGCAAAUAUAUCAAAAUUAAAAAAAGGAACACUUAAUAUUUUAUUAAAUUAAUUAAAUGAAUCAUAAAUUUAAUCUUUAAGAUUAAAAUUUGAAGAAUUUGAUAGAGAUAAUAAUGGAACUAUUUCUGUUAAAGAAAUGACAAAAAUUAUCAAACAAUUAGGAUUAACUGAUACUGAAAAAGAAAUAUAGGAAUUAAUUUAAAAAUUUCAUAUAUUAAAAAAAUCUAAUUCUUCAAUUGAUGAUCUUUCUAUUCAUUAUUCGGAAUUUAUGAUGGCUUUAUUAAAUUAAUAAUAAUAUUUAAAUGAAGAAAGAAUAUGGGGACUUUUUAAAUAAUUUGAUAUUGAAAAUAAAAACUAUAUAACAACUACUGAUGUAAAAAGAGCAUUUGAAAGAAGAGGUAAAUCAUUAUCUACUAUUAAAAUUGAUAUGAUGUUUAAAGAAAUUAGUUUGAAUAGUUAAGAUUAAAUAGAUUUUCAAAGAUUUUAAGAUAUAAUGUUAGCAGAUUCUCUUAAAACUUAAGAUGAUGAUCUAGAUAUGAAUAAUAUUUAUAAGGCUCCUACUAAUAACUCAUAAAAUUUAAUACAUCUUAAUUAACCAAAAGGAGAUUUCAAUUUCGGUUUUUGA